UCUCUCAAUCGGAGCCCAUAAACGUUAACUCCCGACUCAGAGCUCGACUCCUCAUCCAGCUAACAACCCCAGCCGGACAGCAAGGAGAUGCCACCCAAGACCAAAGAAAAAGGGAAGAAAACUGGGGCACAGAAGAAGAAACAGAAUGCGGGUGCUGGUGAGUCAGGGCGGCUGGAGGGCAGAUGUGGAGGCCAAGUCCGCGCACAGGCGGACAGUGCUGGAGAAGGAGCUGCUCCAAGACCACUUGGCUCUUCGGAGGGAUGAGGCCCGCCGGGCCAAAGCUUCUGAAGAGCAGCUGAGGCAGAGGCUGCAAGUGCUGGAGGCUGAGUUGGAGGAGGCCCGAAGUGAGGGGAAGGCCAUCUAUGCAGAGAUGAGUCGUCAGUGCCGGGCCCUGCAGAAGGAAAUGGAGAUCCACAGCAGGAAGCUGGAGGAAGAAGUGACGGGCCUUCGGGAGCAGCUGGAGACGUGCCAGAGGGAGGCCGAGGCUGCACGGCAAGAGGCUGAGCAGGCCCUCGGAGAGCGGGACCAGACUCUGGCUCAGCUUCGGGCCCACAUGGCAGACAUGGAGGCCAAGUAUGAGGAAAUCUUACAUGGCAGCCUGGACCGACUCUUGGCCAAGCUGAGAGCUGUCAAGCCUCAGUGGGACGGGGCUGUGCUGAGACUUCACGCCAAGUACAAGGACUCACCAGUUUGGGCUCAACCCCCUGGAUCUCUGAAGCUGUAAGCCACUUGGAGGCUCCAGCAAUAAAGCUAUCUUGAUGUAGAACUCAA
Messenger RNA from Leptonychotes weddellii (Weddell seal), 771 nucleotides. Lineage: Eukaryota; Metazoa; Chordata; Mammalia; Carnivora; Phocidae. The record is from RefSeq and is a predicted model, not a curated record.